Nerophis lumbriciformis (worm pipefish) is the source of this 1191-nucleotide messenger RNA. NCBI's taxonomy places the organism in Eukaryota, Metazoa, Chordata, Actinopteri, Syngnathiformes, Syngnathidae. The record is from RefSeq and is a predicted model, not a curated record.
AUGCCGUUUCCCCUGGUCCUGUUCCUGCUGCUGGUCACCCACGGGACUAAUGGUCAGGAGCCCGAGGACUCGGAGGCUCUCCCGCCUGGCUGCGGUUGGGGCCUGGGGCGACCCUACACCCUCCUCUGUGACCUGAAUGCCGUGUGGGGCGUGGCGGUGGAGAGCGUGGCAGCAGGCGGAACGCUGGUGGCCAUUCUGCUGGCCUUGGUGCUGCUGUGCCGCCUGCGCCACAUUGGCGAGGCAGAAAAGCGCAGCGCCGUGGGGCCCCUCCUGCUGCUACUCCUGGGCGCGGCGGGCUUGUUCGGCCUUAGUUUUGCCUACCUGAUCGAGCAGGACGAGUCGCUGUGUCUGCUGCGGCGAGCCCUGUGGGGUCUCCUGUUUGCGCUGUGCUUCUCCUGCUUGCUGGUACAGGGGGUGCGCCUGCGCCGGGUAGGCCGAGAGCACCGCAGCCCCGGAGGCUGCGCCUUGACCGGCCUGGCGUUGGGUCUGAGCGCCGUACAGGGCAUCAUCGCUGCCGAGUGGCUCUUGCUGACGGUGCUGAGGGAAGGUCGGGCCGCCUGUCAGUACCUCCCCAUGGACUUCUCGCUGGCCUGCAGCUACGUGCUGGCCCUGCUGCUGGCCGCUUCCACGGCAGCCGCCCUUGCCCUGUGUGGCAAGACACGACAGUGGCGCUGCAAUGCCAUCUGGCUGCUGGUCACCUGCCUGCUGUCGCUGCUGCUGUGGGUGGCCUGGGUGGGCUUUUACCUCUACGGCAACGCUUGGCUGGGGAAGUCGCCGGAAUGGAACGAGCCGGCACUGGCCGUGGCUCUAGUGGCCCAGGGUUGGAUUCUUCUGGUCUUCCACGCAAUCCCCGAGGCGCACCUGUGCAUGAAGCCGCCACCGCAGCCUACGGCCCCAGACUACUUUGACACAUCGCAAAGCUCCACGCGGAUGAGGGAGACCAGCUUCGAUGAAGACAUUCCGCUCUCUCACAGGCAGUUCGUGGAGAACCAAGGCUAUGGAUACAAUGAUGAGAACACUGCAGGCCUGAGAAGGAGCGGUGGCGACGGCCCACACAACAGCAGCACGGGCGCCAGGCCCAGCGCACCCUUCCGCAGCAACGUCUACCAGCCCACCGAGAUGACCAUGAUUCUGAACGGGGGAGCGGUUCCAUCAGCCCCGCCCACCUACACGGGAAGGCAGCUGUGGUGA